AAGAGAUUACAACUGCUAAUAUGCUGACUCCCCACUCCCUCACAGGUUACAUUGUGUUCAGUGGUCCACGGAGGGCUAAUGGUAUCCAAGGUCUGCGGUUCAUCAUCCAGUCAGAAAAGCCCCCACACUACUUAGAGAGCAGGGUUGAAGCCUUUUUAAAAACCAUGGAGAAAUCCAUAGAAGACAUGUCAGAAGAAGCUUUCCAGAAACAUAUCCAGGCUUUAGCAAUUCGCCGCCUUGACAAACCAAAGAAACUGUCUGCUGAGUGUGCAAAAUAUUGGGGAGAAAUAAUUUCCCAGCAAUAUAACUUUGAUAGAGAUAACAUUGAAGUGGCAUAUCUCAAAACCCUUACUAAGGAUGAUAUAGUGCAUUUUUAUAAGGAAAUGUUGUCAGUAGAUGCCCAAAGAAGGCACAAAAUAUCGGUCCAUGUACUAGCAAGGGAAAUGGAUUCCUGCCCUGUUGUAGGAGAGUUUCCAUGCCAAAAUGAUGUAAGUCUAACACCAGCACCACCACUUCCACAGCCAGCUGUGAUUGAAAACAUAACCGAGUUCAAGCGCAGUCUACCACUCUUUCCUCUGGUGAAACCUCAUAUCAAUUUCAUGGCCGCAAAACUGUGAAGAAUUUUGCUGGAUGAAGAAUUGGAAGCGGAUCAAUAUGCCUUCAGUGGCAUUGUAUAAUGAACAAACUUCUUAACCUUUAGGACAAACGAUCCAGGAUUCCUGAUUCCUUCUCGGUUCAUUCAGCAUCAAUGGUGCAAUAGGGAUACAGCAAGUUAAGCAAGUAUGCUGUAGUCAUGCGUUAUAUUUGUCAUAGAGCCACUACUGGAAACUAAAAUUAAGUGGUAUAUAUAAAGAUCUGUGUAGGUAAAUGGUAUAUUUUACAAUAAUGUGGCCCUUUAAAAGUUCAGUUUGCAUGGAUUGUGAAGAAGUUUCCAUAACAGUCUGAUCUUCAUUUGCAGGUUAUUGCUUUUCUUUAAGAUCAACCGUUUUGGAAGCUUAUUUUAUUAGACAAGGAACAAAAUAUUAUUAAAAGGCCACAUUGAUGUUUUUAAAGGAAGCAUGGAGUGAUACCAUUUUAAAAAAAAAAAAAGAUUCUCAGAAGCAGCCAUUUAGAUUCUAUGUAAAAAUCAGUGGAAAAGAGGAGUAAAAAAUUAACAAAUAUCUUUGAAGAGUUAUUAGAUAUGUCAACAUAGUUUUAAUCUUUAUACCUGUUUGAGGACAUUUUAUAUACAGACUAGUAAAAUGCUGGAAACACUUGGGUAGCCAUGUUUUCCUUACCAAGAGUGUUACCACCUUACAUUUAUAAUCUCUGCAUUUUCUUAGGGUUGCACUGAUAAUGUUUCUUUGACCUAUAAAUAAAAUUACUUUGGGAAUUCUUUUCUUCCAGUUGUCAUGUACUGUUUUAGGAGAUUUGUGUACUGUAUGUCUUGUUAAAAGGCUAUCAGUAAUUUUUGAUAGGUGUUUAAACUCUGGGCAAACACUUCUCCUUUACCAGAAACUCACAAUUUCAUAUUUGCCUGGAUCCCCUGAACACUGUUUGAAUGUCCAGAGUGUGGCCACCUAGCAUGAGCAGCCCUGAGACACACCCCGCCUGCACCUUCCUCAGUUCACUAAGGCUUGUUAAGGGUUCUCAUGCCACACAGUCAUCUUUCGCAGGCUAGUUCUUUGAAGUGGGGACUGAUACACGGUUACAGAGUUCAUGCACAUCAGCAGUAAAUAUCAGCCUAAUGAUGCAACGUCAAGUUGAACUUUCUCCAGUCACUUGUCUGCCUGAAAGAUUUCAGUAUUUUAAAUGCAAUCUAAAUUAUUCUUAGCCUGCAUCACUUUUAUGUGACACUUCAGGCGUCUGAAACGCAGUAAUAGCACAAUAUGAUACACUAGUUAUGAUUCAGAGUAGCAAACUUGGGCCAAUUGAUUUUGAGGAAUACAGCACAAACGAGAGAUACUUGUGCAAAAUAAACAUGGAAACAAGUAUAAACUUAAUAUUUUAAUUGUCAAACUAAAAAAUCAUUUAAUCAAGCCAUUGAAGGUUAUGUCACUAAAAGCACAUGGAGAAAGACCAGGGCUCAGAAGUAAAAAGGCAUUUGCAUUUCCAAUGGUAAUAUGUUGUUGCAGUUCUUACUAAGUUUUCAAGUUCAUUCCCCUGAUUCUAGUACUAAACAUUUAGACAUGAGGGCCUUACACUCAAAUAUUAUAGGUUUUAAAAGAUGAGAGUGGAAUGUGGGUGUUGUGGUUACACCACACAUACGUUUUUGUUAUGAUUAAUUCCAUUGAUGCCUUGUUGAUUGUAAAACGUAUGUUGCAUCUUCUGGAAGAGACAAUAUGUAGAGUAGUUUACAUUAAGGUAGAAAAACAACUGAAGAGAGAACAUAGAAUUAACUGAAGUGCUAUAUAAUUAUUGUAUUUCACCUUGAUUAGUUAACUUAAAGAACGACAGCAUAUUUUUACAUUAUGUACUUGAAGGACUGAAAGGCAAUCUUUCAUGGCUCAGAAGUUCAUUGUUUUGUUACUCCAGAAGAUGUAUUUUUCAACACAUAGACAAGAUUGGAGCAUUGUCACUUAAUAUCAUAACAAACUGAAAACUGAUCUGAUGGCACGGGUCAAAUGGUCCCUUCACACUAUCACAAAUGGCAUUGUUUGUUGGAGCUGUGUAGAGGGUUGUGUGGUGCUUUGAAAUCCACUGGCAAGAGGUGCUUUGGCAUAUGUGGGAAUGUGAACACAGUGCUGCUUGCCAUUUAUUAGAGCAAUGGUGUCUUUUCCCAGGAUUGCCUGGCUACUAUGGGGAGGCUUCUUCUGCAACGGCAGAAACUUGGAAACAGAGAUGGCUGUCUAAAUGAGACACUGGCAGGUUUUGCAUUCAUGCUCCCAUGUGUUCCAAAGCACCUUUUCCAAAUUGAGUCUGAAACAUUGCCCCACGCUUGGUGGGGGCACUUACUUUGAACUUGCAUGUUGUUGUAUAAAUAUGCCUUGAUGCUGAGGUAUAUAUAUGUACAGGACUCCCCACCUUUUCUUUUUGACCAAGUGGUAGAUUUGGAAUUUUAAGAACAUGUAAUAGUUCUUUAAAUGCCUGCUGGGAGGCUUGCCAGUUGCAAAGCAUUGAUUUACCAAGAAGCUUUUUGACACCUGCCACUCUUGCUUACGUUUGUCCUUUUUCUGGGAAGGUGGGCACACUGACAAACCAAAUUAAUUUACACAGUCAUAACCUUCAAGAUGAAGUAUUCUUGGACCUAAAUCUGAUGCUGGAGAUUAGCAUUUGCUUUGCAGCAUGCUAGUUUCUUAUUUUUCAAUUAAAAGAUGCAAAAAGCAAAGUGUCCAUUGACAUGUUGACACUCCUGCCUGCCAUCUUGGGGACCCCACAUGUAUGGAAUCAAAAGUUGAGAUUAAAUCUGUAGAAGAAUUGUCCCAAUUAUCCAAUGAGCAAUGCUUAAAAUAAUUGCAUCCAAUUCUUUUUAUUCAUUAAACAUGAAAAACAUGCAACAAUAUAUAUGGCAAAGUCUAUAUAAAAGAUUUCUCUUUUUAUAGUUUUCUUCCAAAGCUUAACAUCCUCUGGAUGUGUUAAUACUACAGUAUAACUCUUAGGAUUCCCAGACAGCUUUGGUGAUGCUUACUGAAAAUUCUGACAAUCCUAGUACUAACACAUCUGGAAAGUGCCAGAUGGUUGGGAGGCUGUCCUAGAAUGACAGCACAAAUUUGCACAGGUUCCUUGUGGCUAGGGUUAGUUCUGGUCACAUCUUAAGAAAGGAUGGGCAACUUAGUGCCUAUUGAGUUCUACAUUGCAAUUAAGAGUCCCUAAAACACCUUUAAUUUCGGCCCUCAUGGGGAUUCCCAUCUGCUGAAACUGUUUCAGCUGGGAGGAGAGAUGCUAUCAUUUGAGCUUGAGUAAUGUUUACUGUGUCCCUCCAAACUAUCAGAGGUCUUCAUUCAUCUUGUCCCAUUUCUUAAUAGUAUGAAAAUGCUACUUUGAAUUUGGGGGAACAAAGCAAACUGAUUAAAACUGUAUGCUACUUUACAGAGAUGUUGCCAUCUGUCUGCAAGAAACAGACACACACAAAUAUUUCUUCAUACAUUUAUCUAUCCAAUAAUUACCUUCACCUCUUGUCUCCACAUAUGCCUAAUAGAUUUGUCUUUGCACAACACCUUCACAUUUAGUUAAAAUUAUAUGUACUGUCUGAGGUUUUUUAAAGAUAGAAAUGCAUACUAUAAAUUUAAGAUGAGGGUAGGGGGGUAUUUAAGCUUGCACAGCAGUCAAGAAAUCCUGCAAUGAAAAUAAGAUUCUGGUAUAGAAAAUAGUUCCUAAUGUAUCUCAAGUAUUUUAAAACAUUACAGUUAUUACUUCCGUACUCAUACAAGUUUACUCCCUUUGUAAUAAACCAUAUAUUUAUAUUGCAAGCAUGAGAAAAGCAUAGAAAUGCACUUUUAUCACAAAUAUAGCACUGGUUGUAUGCAAGUUAGAUACAGGUGAUGAUCCUUAUCACACUAAAUAUUGGGGCUGAAGUUAUAACAUGGACAAAGCAUCUUUUGUUCUGACAUAACAUUGGCAGGGUGCAUGUCAGAGUUCAGACUAAAUUUUAAGUUUGGAAGUACUCAAUCUGGAAUCCUUGGCAGGAAUGCCUGAGAGAUUCAUCUAUAAAUGCGAAGUGCUGGUCAUUGUACAUACAGAGGCUGGCUGAUUUGUCCCUCAGCAGCCACCGUUUCUGCCUGAUAGAAGUCCCCCCUUAAAAAUCAUUUCUAACUUUGGAGGAGGCUGUCGAUUGAGGGAUGCUGGAAAGUGGUGUGUGUCACCUGAUUGAUAUUUAUUUAUUGGAUUUUUACUCAGUUACAGAACAGUGAGGAGUAUGGCCCCUUCAAAAUAUUACUGAACUGUGUUUCCUUUAUCCCUUAUCUUUGGCCAUGCUGACUCUGCUCCUGAGAAUUGUAGUUCAGUUAUAUCUGGAAAGCCACAUGGACUGGGUUCUAGCCAAAGGUAUAAUAAAAUAGCAGUGGCGGAAUUAGGACUAUUCUAAAAGGUAAUGACUUUGACAUGCCAACGUAGUAGGAGCAGACCGUACUCCUUAGUAGGUAUUUAAUUUUAAGUGUUCUCCAGCAUUUUAUAGUUUGCGUUUGAUAAAACAAUGCAGUUUGAUAACUCAGGCAUUCAGUGGAUUCUCUCUAGUAGAUCCAAAGCUGCAGUGUCAACAAGCAAUAACAAAUUACUUUAGUUAUACUGUUAAUCAGUUCUAGUGCUCGUUAACAAAAUGUAUGUAACCAGAAAUAAUGACUAAAUUACUGUAAUUUUUGCAAGUGCUGUUUUAAAAACUUGAUUUAGAAUCCGGGUGCAUGCUGACACAGAAUGGCGGAGUGUUUGUCAUACUCUUGAUAAUAAACAAUCUGAAUAUCUUG
Molecule: messenger RNA, 5378 nt
Organism: Python bivittatus (Burmese python)
Lineage: Eukaryota; Metazoa; Chordata; Lepidosauria; Squamata; Pythonidae
Source: RefSeq, a predicted model, not a curated record